CCGCUUUCCACGUUGAUGUCAUCUGGGCCUGCGACUCGUCAAUCGCCCAUCAUUCGUCGCCAAAAUUUGCAUAAUUCAACUUGUCACAGCAUGGAAAAGCAGACGGAAGAUAAACCUCUCAAGUUCCACCAAAGAAGUCAAUCCACAUGGGUAUCUCAACAAGAAACUCCUCCAGUUAUCGAACACUUUCUAGAAAGAUAUAAUCAAACCCAUUACCACUUCCUCGCCAAUCGCGCCAAAGAGUUGAUAGAAGAAGAACUGGCCAAGCCCGCAUGGAGCGACGUACACGUCAACGUCCGCUGUCGCGCCAAAGAGCCGAAAAGUCUCCGCGAGAAGCUCAAGCUAAGGCACACUGAUCCACAUUCUGGGACAGUAUAUGAGACGGUAGAUGAUAUCUGGGACGACAUCCACGAUCUCGCCGGGGUCAGAGUUAUACUGUACAUGCCUAGUGAGGAUCAGCGCGAAAAGAUCACUCAGGUUAUCCAGGCUAUUUGGGGUAAUGAUGUACAGCCAAAGUAUCAUCAAGGCUCAGAGGAUCGGAUAAAAUCGGAUGAACGAGCAAGAAUACUCAAUCCGUCAGAACGGCAGCAGAUGUCUAAGAAAAAGUACCGACCGAAACAUUUGGGCUACAUCGCAGUACAUUAUCGUGUCAAGAUGAAAGAAACGCAGGGGAAGAAAGAUUACUAUUUCCACAACCAAAGAGACAGAGUGGAGAUCCAGGUAGUUUCGGCACUUUCGCACGCAUGGGCUGAAGCAGGACAUGAUAUACUUUACAAAAGCUAUGCAUACGGGCCACCAACACUACAGGAAGAACUUCUUCUUGAUUCGCUCAAUGGCAUUGUCUUGUCUGGCGACCUUCUUCUCGAGCAGUUCCAUGAGCUGGUGAUGAAGCGAACAUACGCUAGAUUUCGCGAUAGUGGAGACUUCCGCAUUUUCCUCCGGGAAUUAGAUGUCCUCCAACCGCAAGAGGGUAGCGAUGAUGUUCCUCUAGAGUUCGAUGCGGAGGGAGUAGACGUACUCUUCCGCUUCCUGGCCAAAAUCGAAAAGAAUUACCCUGUAGCCGUGAGAAACGCUUUCAAAGACUUGGGCUUCCCGGGCAACUCAAGGUUAGAUUACGUCAUGGCUGAUGGCUUCAAGCCGAGCUUCGAUCCUGCGAAAGGGAUGAAGCCGACCAUAUGUCUGUUAAGACAUCUGUUGCCACAAUAUCUUUCUGAUAUUGUAUCCCCAACAGUAGAUCAAAGCCCCAAGCAACCAGACGAAACUGAAGCAAGACCUGUUUCUUUAGUUGAGCAAGGCGGAAUCAUGAUGAGUGCUCUUAUCCUUCUCCAAAACUGCUUUGAUCGUGCAGACCACACCAACAAAUUCUUGCGCGAACAGGUCACAAUGUCUGAGGAAGACCGCCGGUCGCUCGAUUUUGUACUGACCCAUUGCCACCGACAACUUCUAUGGGAUCGAGACAGUGACGGAAAAGGUUACGAGGGGAAAAUCGAAGGGAACAUCAAACCGGCAUGGAAAUGGUUUGAGAACGAGGCCCGCAAUCCGAGGAGCAUUUGCGGAAUGGUGUUCCAACUGGCCAAGAUGGGGGCAACAAAAGAAGUCGGGUAUACUACGCUUUUGGAGCAAUUAAAGAUCGGGCAUAUUAUCUCGAAAAAUGCGGAUCAGGUCAUGCGGGAUUUGUAA
Molecule: messenger RNA, 1680 nt
Organism: Periconia digitata
Lineage: Eukaryota; Fungi; Ascomycota; Dothideomycetes; Pleosporales; Periconiaceae
Source: the annotation of a GenBank genome assembly